AUGGGUAGCAAAGUAAAUGCUUGUUUUAAAGCUUCGAAAGCGGUUGUUAUGCUUUUUUUCUGUUUUUGCGUAAAUAAGGAAGUUAUCGAAAUAAACCAGGAAGCCGGCGUUAAUAAGGUCCAGGAAUAUGUGGUUUAUUAUUUAUUGGAAAGUGGUUGGAAUAUAAUUGGGAAAAAUUUGCGGAACUUUUUUAAAAUAUUAUCGAAUUCGUUGGUAUUAUUAAACAAAAGUUUUAUUAACGUUAAUUUUUUAAUUAAGGCGACGGUAAUUGGGUUUGUAUUGCAAAUGUUUGUUAAAUCGCAAAGGUCGGAAAUUUUACGGGACCAAAGUUUGCGGUACGAUUUGCAUUCGUUCGUAUUAAAACGAAUGUUUUUAUGGUCCCGUUUAAAAAUCCCAGUAAGGUAA
This is a messenger RNA of Gaeumannomyces tritici R3-111a-1, 405 nucleotides long. RefSeq lists its product as hypothetical. The record is from RefSeq and is a predicted model, not a curated record. The coding region runs from base 1 to 405 and encodes 134 amino acids. The transcript has 3 exons. NCBI's taxonomy places the organism in Eukaryota, Fungi, Ascomycota, Sordariomycetes, Magnaporthales, Magnaporthaceae.